AUGACCUACACAAUGACCGCCCACCUCUGCAAGCAAAUCUACGCCUCCUGGCGUCAGACCCGACAGCCCUCGCCAGAGCCCAACUGCUCUCAGCCCUCGCCGUCCUUCAUCCGCCCCUUCUCGCGCUCCCCUUCUCCUCCCGCCCAGAUCCGCUCCGAGCGACGUCCCUCCAACGCGUCGGAAUCAGAAUGGAACCCCAACAGUCGUCACUAG
This is a messenger RNA of Fusarium keratoplasticum, 213 nucleotides long. RefSeq lists its product as uncharacterized. The transcript has a single exon. Bases 1 to 213 code for a protein of 70 amino acids. The record is from RefSeq and is a predicted model, not a curated record. NCBI's taxonomy places the organism in Eukaryota, Fungi, Ascomycota, Sordariomycetes, Hypocreales, Nectriaceae.